AUGGCGCACGGGCCUGACAUCCCCUUCUGGUCGAUCCCCGCUGGGGAGGUGACCAGGAGGCUGGACGUGAGGGCGGAUCGCGGGCUGGGGGGCCAAGAGGUGGGGAAGCGGCGGGCGGAAUACGGGUUCAAUGAGCUGAAGAAGGAGCCCAAGAAGCCCCUGUGGAAGCUCGUCCUUGAGCAAUUCGACGACAUGCUCGUCAAGGUCCUCUUGCUGGCCGCCGUGGUGUCGUUCGCGCUGGCGUACUUUGAGGACAACUCGGAGGUCGACGGCCUGCGGGCGUACAUCGAGCCGUUCGUGAUCCUCCUCAUCCUGAUAAUAAACGCCGUCGUGGGCGUGUGGCAAGAGUCGAAUGCCGAGGCCGCCCUGGACGCUCUCAAAGAGAUGCAGAGCGAAACCGCCAAGGUCAUCAGAGACGGGUCCCGGAUCUCAGAUCUGCCUUCAAGGGAGCUGGUACCAGGCGAUAUAAUCGAGCUGACAGUUGGUGACAAGGUACCGGCAGACUCUCGAGUUGUCAAACUCAACACUGCUUGCGUAAAAGCAGUGCAGGCUUCCCUAACGGGAGAGCCUGUUGCUGUUGAGAAGACGAUCGACCCAGUGCCUGACCCGGACUGCGAGCUGCAGCUGAAGGAAUGCAUGCUGUUCGCGGGGACAGCGAUCACCACAGGUACUUGUGUGGCUGUUGUCACGGGCACUGGGAUGAAGACUGAGAUCGGCAAGAUCCAGGAGCAGAUCAGUCAGGCUGCUGAGGAGGAAGCUGACACUCCCCUGAAACAGAAGCUGAACGAAUUUGGCGAGCUGCUCGCACAGGUCAUCUUCUACAUCUGUGUGACAGUGUGGCUCAUAAACUACCAUCAUUUCUUGAGCUGGGAAAGCACACCAGGCAGCUCUCUUCCUAACUUGUCUACAGUGACCUUUUCGUUGGGCAAAUGCACCUACUACUUCAAGAUAGCAGUCGCCCUGGCAGUAGCUGCGAUCCCUGAGGGCUUGCCUGCAAUUAUCACCACCUGUCUUGCCCUCGGAACUCGGCGGAUGGCAAAGAAGAAUGCCAUUGUCAGGAAGUUGCCCUCUGUUGAAACACUGGGAUGUACAACUGUCAUAUGCUCAGACAAGACUGGCACCCUCACGACCAACCAGAUGUCCUGCGUCCAACUCGUUACCCUUGGCGCGCUACCUGGGGAGUUGAAAGACUAUCCAGUGUCAGGACAUACGUUUGACCCAGACUCAGGGUCAGUCACUGGGUUGAAAAAGUUCAACAAGGCCGUUGAGGCAGUGGCGCAAGUCUGUGCUCUGUGCAACGAUGCUCGCAUAGAGUGGAAGUCGGGCACCUUCAGGGGCGUUGGCGCCCCAACAGAGGCGGCCCUAGUGGUGCUCACAGAGAAAUUGGGUGUGCCUGACCUGACUGAACAGCAGACCAUCGUGUCAAAGAGGAAGAGUGAUCCAGAGAACCACCCUGAUGGUGCGACUCUGGCAUAUGCUGCAAGGUUCAAGAGAAGGGCUGUGCUGGAGUUUGACCGAAAGAGGAAAUCGAUGAGUGUGCUGUGUGCCAACGCUGGCCAGUCCAAGAACAUCCUGUUUGUGAAGGGGGCAGCUGAGUGUGUAGUCGAGAGGUGCAGCCGUGCGAUGCGGGAGGAUGGCUCAAUCGUGCCACUGGAUGAUAAGUUGAAAAAGCAGAUCCUUGUGUCUGUGGAGAACAUGGCCAAGAAGGCCCUCAGGUGCCUGGCCCUUGCACAGAAGACAGAUCUGGGCGAGCUGGCAUCAUACGAUGGGGAGACACAUCCAGGCCAAAAGACCCUCCACGAUACUGAGAACUAUGCAGCAGUUGAGUCUGACAUGGUGUUUGUGGGCCUGGCGGGCCUGAGGGACCCACCCAGGCCAGAGGUCAGGCAGUCCAUCGCUGAGUGCAAGGAAGCUGGCAUACGGGUGAUUGUCAUCACAGGAGACAACCAAAUCACAGCUGAGGCAAUAUGCAAGGACAUCGGUGUGCUAUCUGGCGGGUCAGUGGCAAAGGGGUCCUCGAUGACAGGUCGCGACUUCAUCAACCAGCCCAGGAGCAAGCAAGUCAAGAUAUUGUCUCAGGGUGGUGGGGUGGUGUUCUCUCGUGCAGAACCCAAGCACAAGCAGGACAUUGUGCGCCUGCUGAAGGACAUUGGAGAGGUCACUGCCAUGACUGGUGACGGCGUGAACGACGCACCCGCCUUGAAGCUGGCAGACAUUGGGAUCGCGAUGGGCAUCGCAGGGACUGAGGUAGCAAAGGAGGCCUCUGACAUGGUUCUGGCGGAUGAUAACUUCGCAACGAUCGUCAAUGCUGUUGGAGAGGGUCGUUCAAUUUACAACAACAUGAAGGCAUUCAUCCGUUACAUGAUCUCGUCUAACAUCGGUGAGGUGGCGUCCAUCUUCUUCACUGCUGCCUUGGGCCUUCCCGAGGGCCUCAUUCCUGUUCAGCUUCUGUGGGUCAACCUGGUAACGGAUGGGCCCCCUGCCACGGCACUAGGAUUCAACCCCCCAGAUCUGGACAUCAUGGAGAAGCCACCACGGCUGCGUGAUGAGCACUUGGUGACGCCCUGGCUGUUCUUUCGGUGGAUGGUCAUUGGGCUGUAUGUGGGAUUUGCCACGGUGGGAGCCUUUGUGAGCUGGUACAUGUAUGAGCGUGUCCUCUUCAUCGACCUGUCCCAGGAUGGCCACUCCACAGUGACCUGGGACCAGCUGACUCACUGGGAGGAGUGCCCCACCUGGGAGGGCUUCACUGUGUCCAACUACACGGCCCUUGGCCAGACUUUCACCUUCCCUGACCCCUGCGACUACUUCGACGAGGGCAAGGCCAAGGCGACCACACUGUCCCUCUCCGUGCUGGUGGCGAUCGAGAUGUUCAACGCGCUCAACGCCCUCUCGGAAGACAACUCGCUGGUCCAGAUGCCGCCCUGGUGCAACCCCUGGCUGCUGGUGGCGAUGAGCCUGUCCUUUGGACUGCACUUUGUUAUCCUGUACGUGCCCUGGCUUGCAGCGAUCUUCAGCAUCGUGCCGCUGUCAGUGAACGAGUGGAUGCUGGUGCUGCUGUUCGCCCUCCCGGUGAUCCUGAUCGACGAGGUGCUGAAAUAUGUGGGGCGGCAGUUGAACCGAGCGGCAAAGGUGAAGCUGGAGUGA
Ostreobium quekettii is the source of this 3144-nucleotide messenger RNA. The record is from the annotation of a GenBank genome assembly. Lineage: Eukaryota; Viridiplantae; Chlorophyta; Ulvophyceae; Bryopsidales; Ostreobiaceae.